AUAGACAUACAAGAAAUUACCCCAGGGCCUGUAUACAGUGGUUGAGAGAUAAUGUACCCCAACGGAUCCCUGCUGUUCCAGAAGGUCACCCAGAAGGAUACAGGUUACUACACCCUACAGGUUAUGAAGAAAACUUUUCAAAAUGUAGUAGGAAUUGUACAGCUCCACGUAUAUAAACUAGUGGCACAGCCCUCCAUCCAAGCCAGCAAGACCACAGUCAAAGAACAUAAGGAAGCCAUCGUCCCAACCUGCCUCACAAAUGACACUGGGAUCUCCAUCCAGUGGUUCUUCAAUGACCAGAGUCUCCAGCCCACAGAGAGGAUGAAGCUGUCCCAGGACAACAGCACCCUCACCACAGACCCCAUCAGGAUGGAGGAUGCCAGGGAUUAUCAGUGUGAGGUCUCCAACCCAGUCAGUUCCAGUAAAAGUGACCUCCUCAGGUUAGAUGUGAAACAUGAGUGAUCCUCUU
Messenger RNA from Ceratotherium simum simum (southern white rhinoceros), 469 nucleotides. The record is from RefSeq and is a predicted model, not a curated record. Lineage: Eukaryota; Metazoa; Chordata; Mammalia; Perissodactyla; Rhinocerotidae.